This is a messenger RNA of Euleptes europaea (tarantolino), 1641 nucleotides long. It is a transcript of the gene SCML4, whose product is annotated as Scm polycomb group protein like 4. Lineage: Eukaryota; Metazoa; Chordata; Lepidosauria; Squamata; Sphaerodactylidae. The transcript has 8 exons. The record is from RefSeq and is a predicted model, not a curated record. Gene Ontology annotation, molecular function: protein binding. Bases 346 to 1608 code for a protein of 420 amino acids.
AUGUAAAGUGUGUGUGUAUGUGUGUGUGUUCUUUAAAAGGCAGUGGUUGGCUGGUUUUCCGGACAUGAUGUGGUUGAAGCUGUCAUCGUAAUGGAAAUUCAUUGCUGUAGCUAUGGUAAAUCGAGUUUUCUGCCUGUGCUGAAUGCAUUAGUCUAAUGAGAUAUUUGCAGCUGGCGAGUGGGGCUGCUGGAGAUGUACGGUGUGCUAACGGACAGGGAGAAGAUGGCUCAUAGAAUGGUCUGCGUGCACGUGCUCCAAGUCUUCUACUCCAUGGGCCAAAAUACCUGGUGUCUGUAAAAAAAAAAGCUGAUCCAUCAUUCAACAUACGCAAUAGAUACCGUGCUUAUGAAUCAUUUGCCAUCCCUGCCACCAAGACUGGAUACUGUUGACAUGCAGUCUCCCAGAAUACCAGGAAGAAAAAGAGGAAGGCCCCCGCUCCAUCCUGCUCCGAUGAAAAUGGCUGUUCAUAAUCUGUAUUCAGCACCAGCCGGUUCCUUGCCUAUAGUGAAGAUCCCUAAGAAGCGAGGGAGAAAACCUGGGUAUAAGCUGAAAUCUCGUGUUCUAAUGACUCCUUUAGCAAUCUCCCCACCAAGAAGCACACCAGAACCGGAUAUUAGUUCAAUCCCACAGGAUGCAGCCACAAUCCCCAAUUCAGCCGCCCCGCAAGCCCUCACAGUUUGCAUUUAUGUCAACAAGCAAGCUAAUGUGGGGCCUUAUCUUGAGAGGAAAAAAGUACAACAACUUCCAGACCACUUUGGGCCUGAACGACCCUCCACGGUUCUACAACAGGCAGUACAAGCAUGCAUUGACUGCGCACACCAGCAAAAGACUGUCUUCUCACUCGUCAAGCAAGGCUAUGGAGGCGAAAUGGUGUCAGUUUCUGCUUCAUUUGAUGGGAAACAACACCUCCUGAGCCUGCCAGUAGUGAACAGCAUUGGCUACGUUUUGCGGUUCCUCAAAAAGCUUUGCCGUAGCUUAUUGUGUGACAAUCUUUUCAGCAAUCAGCCUUUUCCACAAUACAACACUUCCGAAAGCCUAGAAGCAUAUGAAAAUGGACAAAUGGAGUCAGAAACAGUCAUACCUGAAGAUUACCUGGUUGAUCCAGUGACCACAAAGCACUACAGUGUAGAUCCCACUGAUUCUGCCUUCAAUUGUAUGGGCUCCAUAUACUCCAUGCGACAGAACUCUGGAGACGGGCGUCAUGGAGGAGGUUCCUCGUCAUCUUGUAUUCAUCGUUCUGGUCAGAUUCCUUCUGGAGGACCAUCAGCUACUGGUUUAAGGCAUCAGACAUCAAGCCCAACCCGAAAUGGAACCUAUCUGGAAGGAAACAGAAGUGCCUCAAGUCCUUCACCAGAAAGAAAAGAUGCAGCUCGGCCCUUGAGCAAAAACCCUUCAACGUGGACCGUUGAUGAUGUGGUAUGGUUUGUGAAGGAUGCUGACCCUCAUGCUCUAGGACCCCAUGUGGAGCUCUUCAGAAAACAUGAGAUUGAUGGCAAUGCUUUGUUGCUACUGAAGAGUGACAUGAUCAUGAAAUACCUGGGCCUGAAGCUGGGACCGGCACUGAAGCUCUGUUAUCACAUCGAUAAGCUGAAGCAAGCCAAGUUCUGACAUUUUCUAAAACCACCAAACAGUCCUGAUGUA